UCUGGGCACAGUAGAGCUGCGAUGAGCUUCCCGAGGCGAACAGGGUGGACUGGGGUCCCCAGCGGACGGGGUCUGGGCCUCCUGCUCUGGUUUUUCCUGCCGGUCUGUGCUACAGCAAGCUGCAGCCGUGAGUUCAGAGGUCCUCUUUCGCUUAACCAAAAUUUCUCCAUCACAUCUCAGCCCAGGCCUGGACAACCGUGGUGUGAGAUUCAAGGCCAGGUCAAUGGAAACAAGUUUCUUUAUUAUGUCUGUGGGAGCAGGCAGGUCAUACCCACUGGUCCUUAUGGGAUGAAGCUGAAGGACACAGCAUUUUGGGACACACAGAUGGAAACUCUGGAGGACCUGGGGGAAGAGCUCAGAAAGAAACUGCUGGACAUCAAAGCAGAGUUGGUCACUAAGAGCGGUGAUUCUCUCACCAUGCAGGGCAGCCUGAUAUGUGAGCGUGGGGCUGAUGGACACAGCAGAGGAUCCUGGCAGUUCGCCUUCAAUGGGCAGUUAACCCACCUCUUUGACCCGGAGAACAGAAAGUGGACAGUGGUUCCUCCUGGAGGCCAACAGUUCAGAGGCACGUUGGACAAUGACAGAGAGCUGACCAAGCUCCUCGUGAGGACCGCAAACGGAGACUGUAAGAGGUGGCUCCAGCACGUGUGGGAGCACUGGGAUGAGAUGCAGGAGACCACAGGUAACUCAGAGGACUGGAUGGAGUGCUGAUUCUCUUGAAAUGACCUCGACCUACACCACAGUGUGGGCGGUGUGUGUGUGUGUGUGUGUGUGUGUGUAGAGAGAGAAAUUGAUCCAUCCAUGGGAAAUUCUUCUUGGCAGAAUAAUGGCUACAGGAAUGUUCUAGAAUUCUUCUGUUCCCGUCUCACCUCCUGAAAUCACUUCCUCAAUGCAUACACCUUUGUGUUUGGGCAUUUCUUGAAUUUCUUGCUGGCCCCAAACAGGGGAGCAUCAGCCUGUUUCCAGAGAUGGUCUUAUGUUCUUUUAUCUGAGAAUUAACUGUCUUUUUCAUGUCAGCUGGUGUGCUGUCAGAAAUCCUUCAUUGCCACCCAGACUGUCGUUGUCACCAUCCUUGUCCUGCAUCACCUCCUGUCUGUCACAGCAUGAGCGACUGCUUACCUUGCAAACCCUGCUUCCCCUUUUGGCGGGAGGAGCCCCUCGGGGACAGGUGCAUCCCUCCUCCCUCCCGACAUCAGGACAGGUCACAGCAGCCGCCACAAGGACAGUGAUAGACACUGAUUGGUAGGAUGCAACUACAGGAGCUGAGGAAGCUUCCCCCAGUUUGGGGUCCUGACUGAGGAUCUUAUCCUUGCAUUUUCA
This is a messenger RNA of Mustela erminea (ermine), 1320 nucleotides long. Its product is annotated as UL16-binding protein 1-like. The transcript has 3 exons. Gene Ontology annotation, cellular component: external side of plasma membrane. Gene Ontology annotation, biological process: positive regulation of T cell mediated cytotoxicity; immune response; antigen processing and presentation of endogenous peptide antigen via MHC class Ib. NCBI's taxonomy places the organism in Eukaryota, Metazoa, Chordata, Mammalia, Carnivora, Mustelidae. The record is from RefSeq and is a predicted model, not a curated record. The coding region runs from base 22 to 711 and encodes 229 amino acids.